Messenger RNA from Hyaloscypha bicolor E, 1807 nucleotides. RefSeq lists its product as uncharacterized. NCBI's taxonomy places the organism in Eukaryota, Fungi, Ascomycota, Leotiomycetes, Helotiales, Hyaloscyphaceae. The record is from RefSeq and is a predicted model, not a curated record. The coding region runs from base 351 to 1607 and encodes 418 amino acids. The transcript is spliced from 4 exons.
GGACUCCAUUUUGCAAUUCCUCACUUCUCCGUGACGGUUAAAUGUCCAGCCCCUCUGUUUCCCUCACAGAACCAAUCGCACCCUGGUGCAUUCAUUGAGCGGUGAUGAUUACCAUCCAAUAGGGACACCCACACUGCCUUCCUACCCUGGAGCGGCUCACACGUCCACCGUGACAGCUGCCUGGAGUCUGUCUCCCCAGGCCUUUUGACACAUCCGUCGCCCCUCUUCAGACUUGCACCACAAACACCUCACUUUCUCAUUAACAACAUAAUCCACCAUCCCAGUUCCGGCUCACCACCUCCACAAGUCUGCUCACAGUUCUCCUCAGCGUCAAUCCACCACUGCCCAACAUGAAUCGGCCCAUUCCUGGAGAGUUGGAAUGUCCACUAUGCGUGUUUCGAGGCCACGUGUGUGAUAGACCUCCUGAUGGGCCUUGCCGCGAAUGCAGGAGUAACACCAUUUACCAUAUCAACGGCACUCAGCAGGCCAUUCGGCAUGCCGACCCCCUUGACCUUGCGGGUAAGUUCCUGGGUAUUUCAGAGUAUCUAUCAUCAAGGAUGCUGAUGCAAAAGCUAGCUGCUCGCUUUGAGAUACAUAAGAGAAGAGUACCCGGCUCUUUGAUCAGCCUCAGUGCUCGAGGAGUCAACACGAACAAUCUGAACGUCUAUAUAAAAUCGUCUACCGGACGCCGCCAUGAUUUCUCCCGACCAGUGAUCAUUUCUGGAGACUUCACUACACACAAUCUAGGAGUUAGGAAACUACUCGAUACUGAGAUUCGCCAUUCCUUGUCGGCCAAUAUAAAGGCCACGGUAGUCAAUGUAUCGAUCAUUGCCAAAGCCUGUACGGCAUGUGGAUAUGCUGCGUUUCUCUGUUCCAUAACCAAAGUGACUGAGACAAGUUACACAGCCAUGAAUGGACUCGAGGUAGCGAAUAGCUACCAGCACGACAACUCGAACGCUUUGUUGAGAGACUUCAUUGUCUGUCGACUUCGAGAGCUAAUCGACCAAGUCAUGAAGGCUGCACGCACGAUUCACACCAAUCAAAACCAGCAGGAAUGUUUGAACGCGUAUGUAGCUAGCGCGAUUCUCCACUACAAACUCAAAUACAUCAAAGAGAACCUCGAGGAUGGUCACCUCCGCACUCUGUUACCAAGAACUCUGAAGAGAAUUCUAGUACACUGGUUUGGGUCAUUGGGAACCGAACUUUUGCAACGCCUGCGAGAAGGCUGCGGGAGAUAUGAGUAUUGGAGAUAUACCAUCCACGGCUCCUUGGACAGCCUUCGUCGACACGGCGAAACGUAUGAAGUGCACCUCUGGCUGCAACGAAACAAAUGGACAACGGACACUGGCCCUGCUGUCUUCUCUCCUCCGAUUCCUACUCUUCCACCCACCCCCGAAGAUGCUCCCGAGACUUCGGAUGCUACUUCCCAUAUAGCCGCCGCGAUGACUCCGCUCGUCGUCGCUGGCGCUGAUGGACGAUUGUCAUGCGUCGACCCCAGUCCGCGGUACUACAACACCGCAACUGGGCAAACCGACCCCACGACAUCACCACUGGACACUCGAUAUGACCCGGACUACGGUCACUAUUCGGGACAGUACCCUUUCUGACGAGACUCUAAACUGAGUCGCCCAUUCGGUGACCCGUGUCAUCGUUUGGUAUUUCCUUACUCUUAUGUCGUUAAUUUUUGACCUCUUGGAUUUGCUUUCUACCUCGUGCAACAGCUUUUAUUUCCUUACCUGUUUUAACAACGGGAUUCCUGGCGCGUAUAUAACUCUAUAGAGAAUACAACAUUCCACCAACUUGCUCC